This is a messenger RNA of Echinops telfairi (small Madagascar hedgehog), 631 nucleotides long. It is a transcript of the gene PPP1R1C, whose product is annotated as protein phosphatase 1 regulatory inhibitor subunit 1C. The record is from RefSeq and is a predicted model, not a curated record. The transcript has 5 exons. Gene Ontology annotation, biological process: intracellular signal transduction. Gene Ontology annotation, molecular function: protein phosphatase inhibitor activity. Bases 1 to 330 code for a protein of 109 amino acids. Gene Ontology annotation, cellular component: cytoplasm. Lineage: Eukaryota; Metazoa; Chordata; Mammalia; Afrosoricida; Tenrecidae.
AUGGAGCCCAACAGCCCCAAAAAGAUACAAUUCGCGGUGCCUGUAUUCCAGAGUCAGAUCGCACCCGAAGCCGCCGAGCAGAUCAGGAAAAGAAGACCCACCCCAGCAUCACUCGUGAUUCUCAAUGAACAGAACAGCCCAGAAAUAGAUGACAAGAGGGUGACCAACCCACAGGGGGAAUCACAGAAUGCAUCACCGAAACAAAGGAAGCAGAGCGUGUACACACCACCCGCCAUGAAAGGGGUUAAGCAUGUGAAAGGCCAGAAUGGAUCAGCCUUUCCUGAAGAAGAAGAAGGUGUAAAUGAGAGAGAGGAGCCGUGGGAUCAUUAAUUAUGGAUCUGCAGCAAGAAAGGUGCCUGGAAAUAACAGAACUAUGAACUUUUCUGAAUAUCCCAUGAGCCCCACUGCUUGAUUUCCAGAGAGCAUUCCUCAUCUCUGCACUCUACGCAUAUAGUGGGAACACAUCCUCUGGGGAGCCCUCCUGGACGGAACUUUAGAACUAAGUACACAUUGUUCCAGAUUACUUAUAAUCAAAAAAUAAACCUUUAUUUUAUGGUGACUUUUCUUUUUAACAACUUAGAAAUUUGCAAACAUAUGUGUGUUAUAACUUUAAUACUAUCAAAGCUUAAUC